Molecule: messenger RNA, 1216 nt
Organism: Boeremia exigua
Lineage: Eukaryota; Fungi; Ascomycota; Dothideomycetes; Pleosporales; Didymellaceae
Exons: 2
Coding region: 155-1099 (314 amino acids)
Molecular function (GO): oxidoreductase activity, acting on the CH-OH group of donors, NAD or NADP as acceptor
Source: RefSeq, a predicted model, not a curated record
AGCCAAACCCCACGCCAUGGCUACUAGUCGCACUAACGACGUCGGCAACGCAGAUCAUCACCUCGGUCGCGAUUAGUAUGACGUUCCUAGUUAAGGCGCUUCCGACCUUGAUGUGCAUGGUCGCGCAGCUGAAGACAGCAACCACAUCUUGCAAAUGGACUUUUCCAACGCUGCUCUUCCCUCACAUUACGGCCUGAACUUCACCAAGACAUUCCACUCCAAUAUCCCCACUAGCAUCGAUCCCAGCUCCGUCACAUUACCUCAGCCCUUUGUUGUUGUAGUGACUGGUGCAGGCAAAGGAUUAGGGUAUCACAUCAGCCUCGCAUACGCGCGCGCAGGAUGUUCGGGGCUCGCGAUCUCGUCGCGGACUAGCGAUGACCUGGAUGCGUUGGAGUCCGAGAUAUCGCAGAUUGCAGACAAGAGUGGGAGAACGAUUGAAGUCCUGAAAGCAAUCUGCGAUGUCCAGAGUGAGUCGGACGUCCUCAAGCUGGAGGACCAAGUCCGGUCCAGAUGGGGCCGAGUAGACGUCGUGAUCGCCAACGCGGGCGUGAUUUCCGCCUACAUCACACCCUCGGACUCGUCUGGGUCCAACCUGCCACAAGGCCUUGUGCAGGAUGGCGAUUGGAUGCGUGUCAUGGAUAUCAAUCUCAGUGGCGUGUGGCGUGUGAGCCGCGCUUUCUUGCCUUUACUCGCUGAAACGAAGGACGGACCGCAGACACUCAUUUCAAGUUGCAGUAUGGCUGCGCACUCGGUGGUAAGCGAACUUACGCCGGUGGCGUACAACAUGAGCAAAAUGGGGGUCAUGCGGUUGAUGGAGUGCGUGGCGAAUGAUCACGGGAACGAAGGGGUACAAGCAUUUGCACUACAUCCCGGAGCAGUCGUCACGCCGCAAACGAAGAAUCAUGCCGGAGAUGCUUGGAGUGGUAUCUUGGCGGACGAUGAGGGUCUUGCCGGAGCGUUCUGCGUGUGGUUGAGCAGAGAGAAGAAGCAAUGGCUGAGUGGAAGAUUUGUGAGUUGUAAUUGGGAUGUGCACGAGUUGGAACAAAUGAAGAACCGAAUUGUGAAGGAGGAUUUGCUCAAGUAUAGAAUGGCCGUAUAGCGACAGUCUACUACAUUCGGGCUCGUCUUUUUGCUGGAGGGUAUGCCCUUGAAUCGAGUCACUCUAUCAUUUUCGUGGUUGUGAUACGAAUGCGUUGAAUCUUACAGACGCCAAGUG